Colletotrichum higginsianum IMI 349063 is the source of this 732-nucleotide messenger RNA. RefSeq lists its product as uncharacterized. The transcript has 2 exons. Bases 1 to 732 code for a protein of 243 amino acids. NCBI's taxonomy places the organism in Eukaryota, Fungi, Ascomycota, Sordariomycetes, Glomerellales, Glomerellaceae. The record is from RefSeq and is a predicted model, not a curated record.
AUGGCAGAACCCAGAGGCGCGGCCGCCCGUCUGCGGCGCACAUUCCACUACCCCACGGACGACGACUCUGCAGACUCUCAGCCCGAAGCCAUGGACGAAGAAGAACAGGAAAUCCUCAUCCAACGCCUCGCAGACGAAAACGCCGCCCGAAACGCCCAGUUCAACACCCUCCUCCUCGCCCUACCCCUCCUCGCGACAGUCCCUUACAUCGUUUCCAUCCUCCGCCUGUCCGCUCCUUUGACCUCCCUACUCUCCAUCACAUCACUCCUCUCGACCGCCUACCUCCUGCGCACCCAGCCCCCUGGCAUCACUGGCAUCACCUUGCUCGACGUUUGGUUUCGCCCCAAGACGCCGCGCGCCAGCCCCUCCUCCUCGAUCGCCUCGUCGACCUCGUCCGUCUCGGCCGCGUCGUCGUCGUCGUCGUCAUCGUCGUACCAGCCGAUACGGGCACCGAUGCGGACAAGACCUAGGAGGAGCUCCUUCUCGUUCGUCGAGGACCACAAGUCCCCGCUCGAGACGUACCUGCCCUACCUUAACUUCGGGCUCUGCGUCGUGCUCGUGCUGACGGGUCUCGUAACGCGGUCCGGCGAGAGACACACGCUUGGCCACGUCGGGCUGGGGAACCUACCGGCCAUCGUGUACGUCGUGAUUCUCAUCGCGAAGGUGGUCAUGGGCAGCGUGGACCCGGAAAAGGAGCUGGCCGCACUCAGAUACGACUUCAAGGGCGCGUGA